Messenger RNA from Coregonus sp. 'balchen', 6065 nucleotides. Lineage: Eukaryota; Metazoa; Chordata; Actinopteri; Salmoniformes; Salmonidae. The record is from the annotation of a GenBank genome assembly.
CUCGGACAGUAAAAGGGUCUGUAAAGAAUGAUUAGCAGAGGGUGGCUAUCGACUAUAAGCCAUUCAGACAACAAGAUGUCCCGGGAGGGGAGAGGACUAGGGAAGAUUUUCUUCCUUUAACAAAAUAGCUACUGUAUACUUUCAGAUCUGAUGAAAGUGGACAAGUUUGAAGUAGCAUUUUAGAAGGCACUGGUAGUGUUAUCAUACAAGUAUGAUGACCAGUGGAUUCAGUAUGGAUUCAGAGGAGGUCGUGGUGGAAAUGGAAGAAACUGGAAGCUCCUCAGAUUCUCAACCAGGUUAGUUUUUGAUCAAUCCUGGAGUACGAGAAACAUGAGGUGAAAAUUAAAUACAAUUGAAUUGUGUUAUUCUGUAUAUUCAUUUAGGGUGGUACGAUGCUUUUUACAGGCCAAGCAGCCCCUUUUUCUGUGGUCUCAGGGUUGCGAAUAAUCCUGAUCGGAGAGAGAGAGGCAGGGAAGAGUGCUGUGGGCAACGCCAUCCUGGGCAGAGGGGUGUUUGACACAGUGGGGGUGAGAACCAGGGAGGCGGUAAGGCGGCAGGGCGAGGUGGCCGAGAGGCAAGUGACGGUGGUGGACACGCCUGGUUGGGAGUGGUUCCCCUCCAGGGGCUCCUCUCUGGGGGUCCGGAGGGAGAUCGUCCGGGGCGUGUCGCUGUGCCAGCCUGGCCCCCACGCCGUGCUCCUGGUGGUGCCCCUCUCCUUCACCUUCACCAGACGGGAGCGGCAGGCGGCUGAGGAGCAUGUGGAGUUGUUGGGGGAGCGGACUUGGGGGCAUACCGUGGUGCUGUUCACUGUGAAGGGAGGGCGGCUGAAGGACUCCACCCUGGAGGAGGAAGUGGAGGAGAGCGAGGAGCUCCGGGGCCUGGUGGAGCGAUGCGGGGGCCGCUAUCAUGCCCUGUAUGGGAGGCCCAGGAAGGGCCACGAUGCCGUGGCAGAGCUACUGGAGAAGCUGGACAACAUGGUGGCCAAGAACAGAGGGGAGUUGCUUUCCAGCGAGGAGAUACUGGAGGAGGCCAGGGAGAAGGAGGAGGAGGAGGAGAGGAGGCACCAGGAAGAGGACAGGGAGAGAGAGGAGGAUCUGAGGAGGGUCAGGGAGGCUUUGAGAGAGCUGGAGAUGGAGGAGGAGACAGAGGAGGUGCAAGGGGAGGGAGAGGAGGCCACAGAGGAGUCCACGAGACAGCAGAGAGGGAGGAGGAGAUACAUAGAGGAGAAAUCAGACAGUGAGUAAAACACUAUGCUAUACCUACAGUACUCACUGAGAAAGUUGUUUUAUGUGAUUAACAAUAUAUACUGUAUGUCUGCCAGUAUUUUCCCAAUGUGUGUAAACGAUAAAGAAUGGAAUGUAAAAAUACAUUGUACUUACACAUUUUGUGUGGUUCAACAGCAGGUGUGGAAAGCAGCUCUGCAGUUCCUACAUCAGCCCCACCACACCUCACCUGGUCUGACCUCAAGACCAUUGUCAGUCAGAGAUGUAAGACACAAUAAAAGAGGGGAGAAGACACAGAAAGAUAAAGACCUUGCUGACUUCCUGAUGGUCUAUAACAUUAUACUGACUGCAGUCCAAAAGGCAUUCAUAUCUUCCACUAUUGAUUUUGGAUAUGGAUACAAAACAAUGAGUAUAUUUCCAUGACAUAGACUGACCAGGUGAAUCCAGGUGAAAGCUAUGAUCCCUUAUUGAUGUCACUUGUUAAAUCCACUUCAGUCAGUGUAGAUGAAGGGGAGGAGACAGGUUAAAGAAGGAUUUUUAAGCCUUGAGACAAUUGAGACAUGGAUUAUUUAUAUUUGCCAUUCAGAUAGUGAAUGGGCAAGACAAAAUAUGUAAGUGCCUUUGAAAGUGGUAUGGUAGUAGGUGCCAGGCGGUUUGUGUCAAGAACUGAAAUUCUGCUGUGUUUUUCAUGCUCAACAGUUUCCUGUGUGUAUCAAGAAUGGUCCACCAACCAAAGGGGGGUUAUUAAUACGUGUCACAUAUCAGUUUGCAAACAAUGUAAAAAUCAAUAAAAAAAUAUUUGAGUUAAUAUAGCCUCCAUACAAACAUGGUCUAAUUUUUGCUUUCUUGAGUAAGGCAGUUCCAAAAUGAGGUGUUUCAGUCUAGCUCAGUGCUUUCUGUGGUGGUGGGGCAGCCAGCGGAAAAUACGGAGUUGGUAAUGUUCUCUAGCUGUGCCGUGAUUGGCUCAGUGUUCUGUCACUCAUGGGGACACUACGUCACCUCCAAAUCUAAGGUUAGAGCUCGAAAAUUCAAGCCCCUUGGGUGCUGCCAUAGAGUUACAUUAGAAGUGCCCAUCCAAGAAGGAUCAAGGUCAUUGGCCACAAAUAAAAUGACGUCAAAUCACGUUAUAUCUACAGUAGCUUUGAUUGGACUGAUCAUGUCAACAUCAUACUUUCAAAAUCUUAAAUAGCAGACAUCAUCAUGAAUCAAGUCGACAAUCUACUGGCAAAUCCUUUUUAAUCCUUGUCAUAUGAAGAUAAAUAAUGAAGAGAAAUUAUAGAUAAAACGUAUCAGUGCUCAUCGGCCAUUGGACAUAAACAUUACACAACAACUUGGAAAUCACAAAUUCAACAAUGAGUGGUUUGGAAGGAAUCAGUGGCUAACUGCAAGCAUUGCAAAGCAAUCACUAGCCUGCUAUUCAGUGGAUUGGGUGUGUGGUUCCAAUUCUGAGUUUAAGGGUCUCGUUUCCAAACUUAAAAUGAUAAACAUUCAACAUUGGCCAUGCUGUCAAUCCAGCAUAAUUUCUGCCACGCUCAAAACAACUGUUAACGCGGAACUGGGAAAUCGGACUUCAGUAAGUUCAAGACCACUGGGAAGUCGGGAAAAAAUUAGCUCCAACUGGGAAAAUACAUUUUGAACGGUCAUUCAACUCAGUAUUAUAAGUCGGGAACUUGGGCCUCUUCUAGAGCUACGACCUGAAGAUCACUGACGUCGUCAUGAUUCGACCUUGUUUUUUUCCGAGUUCCCAGUUGUCUUGAAAGCACCAUAAAUCCAGAGAAUGCCAGACUUUGAUGACAAAGUUUGAUGACAGAAUUUGCCCAAGAAGGACCGCCGCGCCACCUUCCUGUUCAAGUGAGCACAACAAGGUGAGUCCAAAAAUGUCUUGUAUGCUGCUGUAUAAAUGAUGUAAUAUGCCAGGGAGAUAUGUAUACUGUAGCUAAGAAAGUCAUACUAAGUGUAUGUUGUGCAGUAAACUGUUAGUAGCCCAUGUGCCUCACCCUAAUAAUUUGGUCCCCUCUUAAUUUCGCCUACUGUUCUGACUUGGUGCUGCACAUGUAGCCUAUAACCUGUUUUAGGGAAAUGUAAUCAUCAAAUAUUGUAAGAGCUUUCAUUGUCUGCUUAUAUGCCCCCUUUAUUUAUCCUAUGGUUCUGACUUGGUGUACAGGGAGUACACUGUAAGCACGGCCCAUGUUCUGAAUUCUGUCACUGUACAUUUCAAAAGUGCUGAACAAAUAGUUGUAUUGACUACACCCGUCCUAGCUCGCUCAUGAAUGUCUUAAUCGAAAUUACGGAUUGCCUCUUAUCCGCUUAUCAUCCCCUUAUGCCAUAGUUUGUACAUCUCAAUUGUCAGUAGAAACCACAUUUGUUUAAGCAAGUCAGCCAUAUCAGCUAUGUAUUUUUUAAAGGCAGUAAAUUAGGCUGAAUUAACUGUUUCGCCGCCAGACAAGGAUCCACUGAUAGCUAGGUGUAGCAGUGGUAAGAUGUUGGGACUUCUGUUGGGACAGCUUUAUGUAGGCACUAACAGUUUGUGGGCACCGUUUGUCACUGUUAUAGUGCAAUUAUUGUAUUGUUUAGUGUUGUGUUGUGUAGUGGCUUUGCUGGCAUGCAUCCCCCCAAUUUUUGUUUUUUGCCCCACCAAGAUUUACAUGCUAAAAUCACCACUGAUCAUUUCUGACUCGUUAACUGUUUGAUAUAACUUAUCUUCACGCAUACAACACUGUGUGAAGGAUUUCCCAUCAAUCUGAAUGUUUUGAAUGCAUGGAUGAGCAUGUUUUCUCUUAUUGAGGUGAAUGUGAAUCAUUAAGUUUCCCCACCUUUCCUGAAAAUAGACUUUGAGGCAAUCACAAGCUGGCUCUGAUUAUCACAAGGUACAGUGUGUGUAUAGCUGCAUUUGAUUACCACACAUGUUGACUGUUGCCAAGGCUACACUGGGGCAAGGGCAAGACACUGGCUGUAAAAAGCUAUUGCCUCUCAGGCUGUCCUAUGCUAGUCCUCCUGCUUUUGUUUCCUUGUAUGCAACAUUUUGAAGAGUAAUUCUAUUGCUAGGACAAAGUCCAGAGAUAAAUUAUAUGGGCAAGGGAUUUUAACACUAUGUCUUUAUCCGUUGAUGUCUGGUAUUAAAUUGUCAUGAUAAAAAUUAGGAUGCAGUACAAAAGACCAAUUAAAUAAGGAUUUUAUUUUACAAAGGUAUUUUAGACCCCCAGCAACUAGACCUAUCAUUAUUACUGAACCAGACAUGAGACCAGACAUGAACAGUCCAUUUCCAUUUCAUAACAUCUCAUAUAAACUUUUUCUCAAGUCAGCAUCAGAAUAAUUUGUAUGAACAUGUUUCAUUGCCUGUUAGCAAGACAUCUUCAACUUCUGGUAAAGUGAGGAAGAUGAGUCUUCUGUGCAUGAAGGUACAUGUCAGCAGCACAAUCAUGUAAACAAGCAUAAAUGCAUAACUUUUAUUGUUAUUUUGGUACUUAGUCAGAGGGUGGAGACUGAAAACAAGAAGAUAAAUUCAUUCCAUUCUACUAUGUCAAACCAAGAUAAAUAUAUAUGUCAAAUAUCUGGACAGGUCUUUUAGUGCUACUAAUUCAUGGAAGACAAGUGAUGGGAAGUUUGGCUCUUUUACUGACUUAUCUUUUCGACUCAUUCAGUCAAAAUAACGAAUCAUUUGACUCAUGUAGUAUCUGAACAUGUAUAGCUUUGGCUGAGGUUUUCAUAUUGUUGGUUAAAUACUUUGCUUUGCUGAAACUAUACUUUGCUUUGCUGAAACAUCUGGAAAGUGUUACUAUAGGGGCCCCCUAAAACAGUGGAGAUGGGGAUAUGUGGAGGCCAGGGAUUGGUCUAUUCAAAAUACGCCAUUUUGUGUUACAUAGGAUAUAUACCAUGUUUUAACAAAGGGACGAAGAGAGUGAUCAUAUUUGAGAUUGGGUUAGUUGCUCUCCAGAUUCUGCAGAAAUCUGUAAAUUGAUGCUGAAAUCUUUUGAUAUAAUAAAAGUUAUAAUCAAAGUACAGUGUCAGCGGAUUCCUUGUCAACACAGCAUUGCAGCAUCGUUGUUCGGCCACCACAGAAAUUGGCGACGAGGAUUUUGGGACGUGUUGCGUCUAUUUCAGCGUUACAUCAUGGGCUCCGAGCUGACUCUCGCUCCAGAGUCCGGCAGAUAAGGGUGAGCUUUCUCACAACUUUGGGCGCUGGUCAGUUCGUGUGACUGUGUGUGCGUUGGGGGGACGCACCGUGACGGACCUGUGUGUGCCGUGCUAUUUGCUGUGUGAUGAAUUUCCGUUCUAAAUUUCUAAAUUUGUUAGAAACAACGCAAACGGGGGGAGUAUGAAUAUAAUACAAGAUCUAAGGAAAAAAGGAAUUGAUAACACUGGGCCCAGGGAUAUUUGGCUUGAAUAAAAUUGAAGGGAAAAGGGAAUAGAAUGAAGGAAUAAGACAAGGAACUAAGGAAAAAUGUAUACUAAUUAGGACGUCGCUGAUCUAUGGAAGCCCUCAAACGAGGCGAUCAUUAGAUGGGCCACAAAUCCUGUGAAGUCACUAGGUGGAUUUUCGGGUCAGUCCAAGGGACUGUGAGUUUGUAGAAUAUACAUUCAAUUGUAUGUUACCUCUCGGUAUAUAGUUGACGAGGUAUAUGUCCGAAGUAGCCUCUCAUUGAAUAUCUGCAACUCAAGGUAGCAAAAAUUUAGGAAGGACAAUAAGGAAUGGUUCUGCAUGACCUGUUGAAACACACCCCCUCCGGCCACCCAGACUAUCCACUGCUGCUGGAUGCCCUGAGAAUCUCCCAGAACUUCCUGUCCAGCAUCAACGAGGAGAUCACCCCACGCAGGCAGUCUAUGACAGUGAAGAAGGGAGAG